AUGUGUCCAUUCAGGAACAAAGCCGAUGCCUGGGACGCAUACUACAAAAUUCAUCACUAUGUAUGGCGUCAUGAAGGGUACGAGACCGUACUACAAGCCUCGCUGUAUCUGUUCGACAAGACAACUGGCAACAUGAAACCGCUCACUGAAUUCGGGUUCGAUGGGGCUAUACCAUCGACGUUUGUAUCGCAACCUGUCAACUUCGUACCAGCGGGUACCAUGCACGCUCACCCAGGAGUGCGCCCAUCAGGUUCUAUACAGGGGAAUCGUAGGUCCGCAAACCAACGGGGUCCCAGAUCAGCUCCUGGCCACGCAUUUAACCCAACCCUUGCGAACCCUUACCCACCCUCGUGGGAUUUUAUGCCGCCACCCCCAGCUUUUGUCUCUCCAAUGGCCGACUCCUCUAUGCAAACUGGCAUCAUACCAGCAUCUCAACUUUCACCCGGUGCUGCUGGUGUAAAAUCCUGCCCACAAUUUUAUGGCCAAGCCCCGCCAUAUCUAUACAACUCACCCGAAAUUGCUGGAACAUCAAGAUCUUCGAGCAUCUCGACCAUGUCCAACACCCUCUUAGCGUCCUGUGGCUCCAGUUACGUUGCGCUAACAGAUGAUGGCACAACAAGCAUUCCGGGAACCCCUUACGCCUCUCACAAUGUGAGUACUUCAAGCGAACGUAGCCACGCGUAUCCCGGCACGCCAUCAAGUUCCCCAAGUCAAUAUGGACCCCUGGGCAUAUCUCAAGGAACCGAACGUGACCAAGGCUAUAAAAUCAUCAUUCGGCACGUCGGGCCUGGAGUGACUCCGGAGGACCUCAGUAAGCUCCUUGAUAAAAAGAUGCCUCGGUACGUGCAGCAUAAGAAGCCCAAGCCAGGUGAAGACAACAAGUGGUCUGUUACAUUUUCAAAAGAGGCGGAUGCCAAUAUAGCUGUAGAGAGACUGAGAGGAUGUUCAGAAUGUUCUUUCCAAGGGAAGAAAUUGCAGGUGAUACCGGACACUAGUGGGGCUGCUCGAAGACACAAGGGUAGCGGCGCUCCCAUCCUUGGUGCGAGCUCUUCGUCCACUGCCCGGGGGCCAACCAUUGUUGAUGGAUCUCUUCCAGGCUAG
Molecule: messenger RNA, 1101 nt
Organism: Letharia lupina
Lineage: Eukaryota; Fungi; Ascomycota; Lecanoromycetes; Lecanorales; Parmeliaceae
Exons: 2
Coding region: 1-1101 (366 amino acids)
Molecular function (GO): nucleic acid binding
Source: RefSeq, a predicted model, not a curated record